AUGAGCGGGCUCCUCUCUGCUCGUCUGGUUGGCCGGCGUUUGGUGUGGCCCGUUGGAAGUGGCAUCUGUGUCGCUUACUCGCUGCAUUGCCGACAAACUUCCAACUAUUUCAACUCACAUCUCACCGCGUCUGCGUCACCAACACCUCGCGCCCAGAGUCGCUCCUUUGGUGGUUUGAGCCCCGAUGCUAUGAGGCAGCUCUCAAGCGGCACCUUGUCUGGAUUCAGCGCUGGCCUUCUGGUAGGCUUUUUGUCGCACACGCUGGUCCUACUCACUGGCUUGGCCAUGUUUAUUUUUUAUCUCGCACACCGACAUGGCUUGGAUUUACCGCGUCUUUUGGGUGCUAAGGAACGACUGAAUAAGGCCGUUUUGACAAGACCAUUUCACAAUGUUGUGUUCCGUUUAUCUUUUGCUGCCACCUUCACUCUUGCCGCCUUCGUCCGGUUCUGA
This is a messenger RNA of Colletotrichum graminicola M1.001, 450 nucleotides long. Its product is annotated as FUN14 family protein. Bases 1 to 450 code for a protein of 149 amino acids. The transcript is spliced from 3 exons. The record is from RefSeq and is a predicted model, not a curated record. Lineage: Eukaryota; Fungi; Ascomycota; Sordariomycetes; Glomerellales; Glomerellaceae.